GCAAUGGCGCCUUCGCAAUAUCGAGUAUCAAUUUGUGUGUUGCUUAUAACAAUUAUCUGUGUGGAUCAUUGCUAUUCAUGGAUUAAUUUCAAUUCAGUUUAUACCUCAAGGAAACGUACAGAUCUAAAAAAGAGAUGUCCAGAUGUACGUGCACUGCGUAAUUUCGAUUUGGAACCCAUGAUGGGUAAUUGGUAUGUUGUACAAUAUUAUGCCUCCACUGAAGAACUACCCGAGUAUGCAUGCAUGCGAAGUCAUUUCACCUUCACCAGUGAUGAUCAGCACAUUACCAUGAACUUUACCUACAUAUUUGCCGAGGAUCCUUUACGUGAAAAGUUGCAGGGUAAUAUCACUUGGGACAUACCUGAUUUUAAUACUCCAGCUCAUUGGAUGCAUACUGAGGAUAUAUAUGAAGGAAUUUACAACACCUAUGUCCUAGAUACUGAUUACAAAUCAUGGGGCCUCAUCAUGCACUGUGCCGAGAAGAAGAAACAUCCUCGCUAUCUAUCGGCUUUGUUAUUGUCGCGUGAGACCACAUUGGGUGAGAAUGUGAUAAAUUUCCUAAAAGAAAAGUUGCCACGUUAUGACAUUGACUUGUCCUUCAUGUUCCCCAUCAAUCAAACCACCUGUGAUAACCUAAUGGAAUCAUCGCAAGACGAUCCUUUGGCCUACAUUGUAAAUGGCCGUAAAAAUGCCAAAAAUAUGUUUAAAAUAAUUCUUAAAAAUUAAGAAACAUACAUUUAGAUAUAUAAAACUUAAAAAACAAAUAUUGUACUUGUAGAACAUAAUAGAAAUUUUUAACCCAAAAGAAGAUCAUAAACAAGCAAAA
This is a messenger RNA of Stomoxys calcitrans (stable fly), 826 nucleotides long. It is a transcript of the gene Karl, whose product is annotated as lopap. The transcript is spliced from 5 exons. Bases 4 to 726 code for a protein of 240 amino acids. The record is from RefSeq and is a predicted model, not a curated record. Lineage: Eukaryota; Metazoa; Arthropoda; Insecta; Diptera; Muscidae.